CUGACGUGAAGAAGAACUGUCUGUUCUUAAAGUCUGAGCUCAGAGAAAACUUUUGAUCUGCUUCCUCAGAACACAAAUCACCCGGGGACACGGUGGGAGAUGUUUGCCACAGCCACCAGGAACUUCGUGGAGGAGGUGGAUCAUGGGGGUUUGCUGAUCCCUGUGUCCAGCCUCAAUGACACCAUUGAGCUGCUGACUGUGGUGGUGAAGCGUAAACGUUUCUGGUUCUGGCAGAAGCCCAAGUAUCUCCCCACUGACUUUAACCUGAAUGACAUCCUGGCAGGUGACGCCCUCCUACAGCCAGUUACCAUAGAGAUAGACUUCAUCAAGUUCAACGGGACGUAUGGGGACAACAUUCAGGGAGCUGUGGACGCCAACUUCAGCAACUCCAGCGUGAGCCUGAGCGGCAAAGACUCGUCCAAACUCCAGUCGUCCUUCGACAGUUUGAAAAAAGAGGAAGUGAAUGUGCAGAAGCUGCUGCAGGGAUCCAAAAGCAGGGUCCUGGACAUGUCCCACUGUCUGAUCCUGCAGGCCAAGGAGAAGCACAGGCGCGUGCUGGGGAUUGUGAAGGAGCGCAUUGUGACCACCAAGCCCUGUUCGGUCAUAGAGGAGGUGCAGCAGGGCGGAGAGUGUGGAGGGAGCCUCACCUCCUGUGGGCCCAAGUGCUCCAAGGUUUCACUGAAAGAGAACGGGAAGCUGAGUAAAGACAGUAAUGUUACCAUGGAGAUUCCCACCCAUACUACCAUUGCCUAUGCCCUCAUAGAACUAGAGAUCAAACAGGAUGGCUGCUAUGAGUUGUGUCUGAUGUCAGACACCAAAGGAGGUUUUGAAGUCGACGGCCAUGCUCACACACGACUGUGUGGUGCCUCCGGAGCUGAUCUGCACGCUUUUGAUAAUAGCCGCCUUCAACAAGAUCUUGAGAAGUUUCACGAUUACUUCCAGCUGCUGUCGACUCUCCCUGCCUCCACACGGUCCUCUCUGCUCCAGCAACUCACUCAAGUUAUGCAGGACCAAGUAGCCGUCCGUGCACUUCAGGAUGGGCUGGACCAGAUGUGCCAGGAUAAGAGCUCCGUCCUGGGUGAUGUUAUGACGACAGAGAACCAAACACAGAACGUCCAGGCAAUUCUGGACCUCGUGGAGCAGUGUAGUGAAGCAGAGACAGCUCAGGCAGGCCAGGCCACAUCCCUCCUCACAGCACUCCACCUCAUUAGCAGCGCCUUGGACGAGAUGACCAAUGAGUGUCGUGGCGUCUUGGGAAUGUGCUGCAGCCACUCAGUGUUAAACACAUUGGAGCUGUUGGUGCAGUGUGCGUCAGGAAGCGGAGAGCUGCCGCUGAGCAGCGCACACCUGACCGCUCUGACAGAGGACGUGUAUGAAAAGACUGCACAUCUGUUCGCCUCCUCCAACAUGCACCUGAAGAGAGACGGGGACACUGUGAGGACAGAAAUAAACCAGGAGUCAGGGAACCUUCCUCUGGUCCUGUGCAUCGCUGUCAGAGGUCUGACCUCAUUAACCCUCGGAGUUUGAAUGGAAAAUGCCUUCAAAUCCACCAGAAACUAUUACUAACCACACCUGCAUGAGGGGCACGGGAUCACAAGUGUUAUUUAUGAGUGUUUUAUAAAUUCAAUCUGGUGCUGUAGAAUGUUAUUUAAAACACUUCUGCAUUUUACGGUGCGUUAAUUACUUACAUUUACUCAUGAGACAGUCACUUUGUGCUUUAGUCGAUGAAAAGACAAUCACUGAUCAAUGACAAGUCUUCAAAGGUUUUGAGGAGAAAAUUUGUCACGUUUAUGGAUUUUAGAUCAAACUAAAAUGUCAAGACAUCAACGUACUCUAAGAUUUUAUUGAAAAAAAACAUGAUUUAUAAUCAAUUUUUAAGUAAUCAUCUGUGUGUUACCAAAGGUUGAUCUAAACCUUCAAGCCAAUCAGAUCCAAGAAUUAUCAAUGGGCUGGGAACAAAGUAAAAUAAACACUACUUAUUUUACGUGGGAUCUAAUGUGAUGUCGCAGCACUGAGGCUGUUGGGACAUCUUGCACUUCAGAUUGUUUAUCAGCACUAAUAUUUUAACUGUCAUAUAUUGGUGACACUUCCUCAUGAAACCAUGUUAUUGUUCUUCAUAAACAUGCAUCUUUGAUGCUGUUUUUUAAUGUGCCAACCACAGACCUCAUUCUCAACCACUUGAGCAAACCUGCCUUUUAUUAUUUUAACUUUUGAUGCAGAUUAAAUGCACAUUUCUUUUAGUUUUAAAUUCAGGUUUGAUAUUUUGCAUAUUUUUCUCUAUUGCGGAAAAAUAAAAUGUGACCAUGUCAGC
Molecule: messenger RNA, 2311 nt
Organism: Limanda limanda (common dab)
Lineage: Eukaryota; Metazoa; Chordata; Actinopteri; Pleuronectiformes; Pleuronectidae
Gene: gsdmeb
Product: gasdermin Eb
Exons: 10
Coding region: 100-1527 (475 amino acids)
Biological process (GO): programmed cell death
Cellular component (GO): cytoplasm
Source: RefSeq, a predicted model, not a curated record